CGCCGCCGCCCCGCCCCGCCCCGCCCGCAGGAAACGGUGCCGCCCGGGCCCCGCUCUGUGAGAGGGCGGGGGAGCGAGCGGGAGGGAGACUGGUAGGGGCGCGUCGUCUGCCUUCGUUGGGCUCUGCUGCUCCGGGGUGCCGCGGGCCCUGCUCCGAGAGGGCACUGGCUGGCAGCUGGGUAGCCCUGUCCUGUCGCCGCAUUCUCCGAGGCGGGAGCGCCCUCGGCGGGCAGCGGGGUGACCGCUCCCCGCGGCGCGCAGCCGCCCUCUCCUUCCAGCAGGAGCCGUGGUUCUCCCUGCUGCCCCUCUUCUCCUCAGGCGCCGCCGCCACUACCCGUCCCGAGGAGGGAGCUCGGCACUUGUUGCUGCCGCGAUGGUCGCUGGCCCGGCCGAGUGAGGCGGGGACCGCCUAGCCCGCCGCAGGAGAGGACCGCUGCGGCCGGCGGCGAGGGCCCGGCCCCUCUGGGGGUUCCCGGGCUGUUGUUUCCCCUCAGCGCCCGGCGGUGGCGGCGUGAGGGCUGUCCCCGGCCCCGGCGGGACCGCCCGCCCCGGACGGUGAGGGCGGGCUGAGGGGGCGCCACCGCCAGACGCCGCCCGCCCCCUCCUUCCCUCCCUCCGCCCGCUCGCCUGGAGGCUGGCCUCCCUCGGCAGGAGGAAAAGAUGUCCUUCUUCAACUUUCGUAAGAUCUUCAAGCUGGGUGGUGAGAAGAAGAAGAAACAAUACGAGCACGUCAAGAGGGAUUUGAACCCUGAGGAGUUCUGGGAAAUUAUAGGAGAGCUGGGAGAUGGUGCUUUCGGUAAAGUGUUCAAGGCUCAGAACAAAGAAACGAAAGUGCUGGCUGCUGCAAAGGUGAUUGAUACUAAAUCAGAAGAAGAGCUUGAAGAUUACAUGGUUGAGAUUGAUAUUUUAGCAUCCUGUGAUCAUCCUAAUAUUGUUAAGCUCCUAGAUGCUUUCUACUAUGAAAACAAUCUGUGGAUCCUGAUCGAAUUUUGUGCAGGUGGAGCAGUAGAUGCAGUAAUGUUGGAGCUUGAAAGGCCAUUAACAGAGCCACAGAUCAAAGUGGUGUGCAGGCAGACACUGGAAGCAUUGAACUACUUGCAUGAAAAUAAGAUCAUCCACAGAGAUCUAAAAGCUGGCAAUAUUCUUUUCACAUUAGAAGGAGACAUUAAACUAGCGGAUUUUGGAGUAUCAGCUAAAAACACAAGAACAAUACAAAGAAGAGAUUCUUUUAUUGGUACACCAUAUUGGAUGGCUCCAGAAGUAGUAAUGUGCGAGACCUCUAAAGACAGGCCUUAUGAUUACAAGGCUGAUAUUUGGUCUCUUGGCAUUACUUUAAUAGAAAUGGCUCAGAUAGAGCCACCUCAUCAUGAAUUAAAUCCAAUGCGAGUGCUUCUGAAAAUAGCAAAAUCUGAUCCACCUACAUUAGCACAGCCUUCAAAAUGGUCAUCAGACUUUAAAGAUUUUCUGAAGAAAUGUUUGGAAAAGAACGUAGAUGCAAGGUGGAGCGCAACUCAACUUCUACAGCAUCCAUUUGUUACUGUUACUUCCAAUAAACCAAUAAGAGAAUUGAUUGCAGAAGCUAAAGCUGAAGUUACAGAAGAAGUUGAAGAUGGUAAAGAUGAUGAUGAAGAAGAAGAAACAGAAAAUUCUCUGCAGUUACCUGCAGACAAACGUGCAUCCUCUGACCUUAGUAUUGCCAGCUCUGAAGAGGAUAAACUUUCGCAGAAUGCUGCUGUUCUGGAAUCUCUUUCUGAGAAAACAGAAAGCAAUGCAAUUGAGGACAAAGCCAGCACUAUAUUUCCAGAUGACAGAACCACUGGAGAUGAAUCUGAGGACAUUAAGUUUAGGAAAAUUGCUGAUAACGUAUGUGAUACUACUGUUGGUGAUGUGGAAGUGCAGAAUGGUUCUGUGCCAACUGGUGAAGAUGAGCAAGGCAAAAUAAUGCCAGCUGGAAAGAAUACAGAAAGCCUGGAAAAACAACUUGAAGAAAUGGAACCCCAGAAAGGAGGGAAAGAACUUGAUGUGGUAGCAAAUUCAGAAAUAAAGAAUGAACCCAACCUAAAAAUAGAGAAAGAAAAUGUAAUGGGAAAUGACAAGACAGAAGAUAAUAAACUGAAAAUAGUACCUACAACUGAAAGUAGUGUAGAAACUGAAGAAGCCAUUUCUAAGGAAACUGGUGAAAAAGAAGAGAAUCACAGAACAGAUCUCUCAGAAAGUAAGGAAGAAAAGAUCCCCGCAGAAAAUACCACAGAACGAAAGAAAGAUAAAGAUGAAGGUCAGAAAGAGGUGAUAGACACCACUACAGAAACUCUGCCUAAUGCUGCCGAUGAAGUGGCUGAUGAAGAAAAGGAACUAAUAAAGCAGGGAAUUGACAUUAAGGAGAUAGGUGGUAUUGCUGAAACACAGAUCAGUGAUGGAGAGAAAAUACCUGGGAUGAAGGAUAAGCCAGUGGAAAGUCAGGCUAAGCAGGUCCAUGAGAUUAUCAGCUCUGAAGAAACUCUAUCGGAAACCCAAGAUAAAGCGAUCGAAGUAGACAAGAAAGUGGCAGAAAGUGAAAAUGAGGAUAUAUGUAAUAUAAGCAGCAUGGAGGAAACAGAGAUCAAAGACUCUGGAAAAGACAACGUAGACCAGAAGGCAAUACAGAGCAAGCCUGAGGGUAUUUCUGAUAAAGUGGUGGAUAAACAAACCCAUAUGGACCAAAAUUCAGAGGAGCACAGACCUGAGAAUAUCCAGGAAAACAAUAUUCAGAUAGACAAAGAAGAUUCCGAAGUUACUUCUGAUGAAAUGAUGAAGAAUAAGCUUCAAGAUAUUGUCAGUGAACAAGCUGAUGACUCCGAAGUCACUCCAGUCCCCAGUAUUAGUAUUAGCACUGAAGAAAAUGAGGACAAAGUCAAAACAGAUAAUCAAGACAAUACUGAAACUUUACAGCAGCUAGAAUCGGAGAAUUUGAAGGAAAAUGAUGCAGAUUCAGGCACUGGUUCUACAGCUGAUAACAGCAGCAUUGAUUUGAACUUGUCAAUUUCUAGUUUCCUUAGUAAAAACAAAGAGACAGGAUCAAUAUCUUUACAGGAAACUAGACGACAGAAGAAAACUUUAAAGAAAACUCGGAAGUUUGUUGUUGAUGGAGUAGAAGUGAGUGUAACCACAUCAAAAAUAGUUACUGAAAAUGACUCAAAAAGUGAAGAAAUGCGAUUUCUACGACGUCAAGAGCUAAGAGAGCUAAGGCUUCUUCAGAAAGAGGAGCAGAGAGCCCAACAGCAGCUCAGUAAUAAGCUUCUGCAGCAGCGAGAACAGAUGUACAGACGUUUUGAACAGGAAAUGACAAGUAAAAAGCGACAAUAUGAUCAAGAAAUAGAAAAUCUAGAAAAACAGCAGAAACAGACAAUAGAGCGCUUGGAACAGGAACACACAAAUCGUUUACGAGAUGAAGCAAAACGCAUCAAAGCAGAACAGGAGAAGGAAUUGUCCAAAUUCCAGAAUGUGCUGAAGAACAAAAAAAAGGAGGUUUUAUGUGAAGUGGAGAAAGCACCAAAAGAGCUGAGAAAAGAGCUCAUGAAACGCAAGAAAGAGGAGCUUGCACAAAGCCAGCAUGCUCAGGAGCAGGAAUUUGUGCAGAAACAGCAGCAAGAACUGGAUGCAUCUCUGAAGAAAAUUAUUCAGCAGCAGAAGACAGAACUAGCCACUAUUGAACGAGAUUUCCUCAACAACAAACAGCAGCUCAUGAGAGCUCGCGAAGCUGCAAUCUGGGAGCUGGAAGAGCGACAUCUACAAGAGAAACACCAGCUCCUCAAACAGCAGCUCAAAGAUCAGUACUUCAUGCAGAGACACCAGCUGCUUAAGAGGCACGAGAAGGAAACAGAACAAAUGCAGAGAUAUAAUCAACGCCUUAUCGAGGAGUUAAAAAACAAGCAAACUCAGGAAAGAGCAAGGCUGCCUAAAAUCCAGCGAAGUGAAGCAAAGACUCGAAUGGCUAUGUUUAAGAAAAGUUUGAGAAUCAAUUCAUUGGCCUCUCCAGACCAAGAUCGUGAAAAAAUUAAGCAGUUUGCGGUUCAAGAAGAAAAGAGACAGAAGAACGAGAGACUGGCUCAGCAUCAGAAACACGAAAACCAAAUGCGGGACCUUCAGUUGCAGUGCGAAGCAAACAUCAGAGAACUGCAUCAGUUACAGAAUGAAAAAUGCCAUCUACUGGUUGAGCAUGAGACCCAGAAGCUAAAAGAGCUAGAUGAAGAACACAGCCAAGAACUGAAGGAAUGGAGAGAGAAACUGAGACCAAGAAAAAAGACGCUGGAAGAAGAAUUUGCCAGAAAACUGCAGGAACAGGAAGUUUUCUUUAAAAUGACUGGAGAAUCAGAAUGCCUUAACCCUUCAACACAAAGCCGGAUUUCCAAAUUCUAUCCAAUCCCCAGCCUUCACUCCACUGGGUCGUAACUCUGGGAACCGCUGUAGGUUUUUUCAUAUUUGGAAUUCUUCAUCCUCCUCGUCUAACCUGACUCGAUCUGCAGUGAACAUCAACGGACCUAGCGCUUUCUGUUUUCAGUGGAGACAAUCAGUGUCAUGAUCAGUUUCUUUACUUCUCAGAGUGGAAGAAAAGAAAAAGGUGUCGGUGUAUAAUGGUAAUGUUAUGUCCUUUGAGAAUGGGGAGGGGUUAUCUCAGUUUCAAAAAGUCUAUCGAUGGUUUUGACUUUAAGCCUAAAAUAUUAAUUAUACUCCUUCUGGUCACAAAAAAAAUGGUUUCUCAUGUGAACAUUUAAAUGGUGUAAUAUUACUUCUGCUACUGUGUUUUUAAGUGUCUCAUUUCUCCACAAGAGAACUCCACAACUCAAACUGCCACGAGAGGUUUAAAAUGUUAUAAUGUCGAGCAGUGUCUUCAUAGCAAGGACUGAAACUAAUUACUCAGAACAUGCCAAUAAUCAGAGAAAUAAACCCUUAUGUUUAAAAACGAUUGGUGAAAGCAAAAGCCUUUGUGACUUCUUUAAAAAGAAACCUCUGGCAUAAAUUAAACUGAGCUGAUCUCCAGGACAUAUUUUGUCCAUUAGUUCCGCAAUGAAAUGGGGUGCUAGUUUAAUUAAUACAGUGCCUGAAACUCUUAGAUAUGCUAAUCCUGGCAACAGGGUAGUGCUUUGUCAUUUAAAAAAACAAAACUCCUUAGCACUGUUGUUACUGUACGAAACAGGAGAUGUCUUGCUGCUACUGCCAUUUUUGUUGUAAAUCCUCACCCUGAAAUAUUUUGCACUAAAAUAUGUAAAGGUGAAAGAAAUGCUAACUUUAAAAUGCACAGUUUAUUAUUUUCCUUAGCUAUUACAGGUGGUUUGUUCUACAAAUUGAAAAGCUGUAGAACGUAUUUUUAGAAAGCGGUGUGCGAAGUGCACGAGGUUUCUCUAACUGUACCGGCAUGGGUAGAGCCAUUUUUCUGUUCUUACCAAAGCCUGUUCAUUCAAACUCCAUCAGAAAAGUGGAGGCGGAGGGUCAUAUUUAUAAAUAACCGUGGCUAAAGUCCGAUUUGAUUAGAAGUGUUAGAUUUGAGGUUUUUUAGUUUAGUCAUUUUAUUUGAUAGAAAGAUUUAAGUUAAAUAUAUAGACAAACUCCUUUACGAAGCUCGGUUUUUUGCUUUUGUGUUGCCACGUACUAACAUAGCCAGUUUUUAUUUUUCAGGUUUGUAGGUGUACAAUAAGUUAUUUACCUGACUGAUCUGCAGUGGAAAAGAUCUGAAAUGUUUCUCACGUAGCUGGUAGGGAAAUACAUCUGUAUUUGGUCACUUCUACUGCACUCCUUUUGCUGGUCAGAGUGCGAGUCAUAUCAAGACAGUAUUAUAAGCUGUACUUUGGUAUGCGGGAGCUCGAUUUGUAAAAUAGUAUUUGCUUUCUGUCGUUCGAGGCCUGACUUUCGAGUCUGGGUAUCAGCUGUACGCGCUUUGUGUUGCUAUAGCUUGCGUUAAAUGUGCGAUGCCGAACACGACGUGAUGUUCAUUUCAUGGGAACAGCACUGGUGCAUGCGGAUGAACUCGUAAAUUAACGUAGGACUUUAAUCGGACGUGGUUGAAAUCUUGGAUGCUGAAAUCCUUGGACGUUGAACCGCUACCUUCUCAAUGACAACACUUAAAACUUACAGCACAGUAAAAAAAAAUAAUUGGAAAAUGCAUGUUUUAAUUUAAAUUUUGUAACUUUUUGAUAGCAUAAUUACUUUCAUAGCUAGCCUUAAUUUCUGGCAUUUUAUUAUAUAAAUGUGUAUUGUGUACUGUUGUAAAUUCACAUACCAUAUCUCUAGAAUGUUAUCUGUUGCUAAAUGCAAAGUUCUUUAAAUUGUUUAUUUAGUAGGGUGAAAAAUGUCUCUGAAGGCCUCUUACUUUUCAAGCUCCACCAUCAUAAAUUGGCUGUUACUAAAAUAACAUUAAAUAAUCUUCAUCUCCAUA
This is a messenger RNA of Phalacrocorax carbo (great cormorant), 6409 nucleotides long. Lineage: Eukaryota; Metazoa; Chordata; Aves; Suliformes; Phalacrocoracidae. The record is from RefSeq and is a predicted model, not a curated record.